CAUUAAAUAUGGGAUUUUAAUAUUUUUCAUAUCUGAAGUUCGAAAAUAUUCUCUAAUACGAAAUACCAUUACUGAGAACUUGUUAAGUAUAUUAAAUAAAUCGCAUUGAAAGAAUUCAGUGUAUCACGAUGUUCCAUACUUACGUGGCAUUUCUACUUCUAUUUUUAGGGCCUUAUAAUGUUCAUGGAUUUGUAAAGUCAAAUCAACAUGAUAAAGUUGUUACUUGUUACGUUGCAUCUUGGGCGGCUUAUAGAUCAGGAAAUGGUGCAUUUUCCUUAGAAAAUCUUCAUCCAAAAUAUUGCACGCACUUAAUUUACGCAUUUGCUGGUUUAAAUGCCUCAGAUUGGACAAUUAGAAGUAUUGAUCCUUGGGGAGAUAUAGAGAAAGAUGGAAUUGGCAAUUAUAGAAAAAUGACAAUGCUUCGUAAGCAAGGUUUGAAAGUAUUACUUGGUAUCGGUGGAUGGAACGAAGGCAGCACAAAUUAUUCGAUGAUGGCUUCAUCAUCGGAUAACAGAAAAACCUUUAUCGCCAGCACUGUUAAGUUUCUCAGAACAUAUGACUUCGACGGACUGGAUCUUGAUUGGGAAUUUCCUGGAAAUCGCGGUGGUGCUGCGUAUGAUAAGCAAAAUUUUGUUAGUCUCGUACAGGAAUUGCGAGAUGCUUUUAAACAUUAUCGCUUCUUGUUGACGGCAGCUAUAAGCGCGAACAAAGAUAUUAUUAAUACGGGGUAUGAUAUUCCUGAAAUUUCCAAAUAUCUCGAUUAUAUUCACGUCAUGGCAUACGAUUACCAUGGAGCAUGGAAUAAACAGGUUCUUCCAAAUACACCACUGCGAAGCAAAGAUAAAUUAAGUGUGGAAGAUACUAUUAUGUAUUUGCUGCAAGAAGGGGCACCAGCUGAGAAAUUAGUCUUGGGACUAGCAAUGUACGGAAGAACUUUCGUUCUUACAUCCGUACCAGAAACACCAAAAAUAAAUCCAAUUGGUCUGCCCAGUCUACAUAUUGGAUUCAAAGGACCUUAUACAUCUGAAGAUGGUUUCAUGGGAUUCAAUGAGAUUUGCGAAGCAUUGAUAUUACAUCCGCAAGAUUGGACAACUGGAUGGGAUAAUUACAGCAGCACAGCUUAUGCGAUUAAAAAAGAUCACGUUGUGGUUUAUGAUGAUCGCAAAGCAAUUAUGAUGAAGGUGGAAUAUGCAAAAAGACAGAAAUUGGCAGGUGUUAUGAUAUGGAGCAUUGACACGGAUGAUUUUCGAGGGAAAUGUUCAUUGCAGAGUUAUCCUCUAAUGAAAUCGAUUAAUAUAGUUUUGGCAAAUAACACGGUACCACACGAAGAGAAGAAAGAACCAAACUCAUCGUCUGUGCAAUUACCCUCAAAUAUUGUAUUUGCGCUAUCAAUCAUGAUAAUUUCUUUUUCUGUUUAUGAAAAUAUCUAUCUUUAUUAUAAAGAAUUAGGCGCUUCGAAUACAGGUUCCAUCACUUCCAUCUAA
Molecule: messenger RNA, 1484 nt
Organism: Camponotus floridanus (Florida carpenter ant)
Lineage: Eukaryota; Metazoa; Arthropoda; Insecta; Hymenoptera; Formicidae
Product: probable chitinase 2
Exons: 9
Coding region: 129-1484 (451 amino acids)
Biological process (GO): chitin catabolic process; carbohydrate metabolic process
Cellular component (GO): extracellular region
Molecular function (GO): chitinase activity; chitin binding
Source: RefSeq, a predicted model, not a curated record